Exophiala oligosperma is the source of this 1217-nucleotide messenger RNA. RefSeq lists its product as uncharacterized. Bases 86 to 841 code for a protein of 251 amino acids. Lineage: Eukaryota; Fungi; Ascomycota; Eurotiomycetes; Chaetothyriales; Herpotrichiellaceae. The transcript is spliced from 4 exons. The record is from RefSeq and is a predicted model, not a curated record.
UUACACAGUUCUCCCUACAGUACGGGUCCUCAACUCGGGUAUUCACGCCACUAAUCUUUCGCCAUAAUUCCGUUCAAAUCCUAAAAUGUCUCUCUCCGGUAAAGUCACCCUCAUCACGGGCGGUGGGAAAAACUUGGGUGCCGCGAUUGCGAGCCUCUUCGCCGCCGAAGGAGCCCAUCUGGCCUUGCACUACAACUCGGCAUCGUCCAAGGAUGCAACCGAAUCCUUUGCGGACCAGAUGUCGUCCAAACACAGCAACAUCAAGGUGAAGACGUAUCAGGGCGACCUCACCAAAGUCUCGAACGUCACGGCGCUCUUCGACGCCGUACAAAAGGACUUUGGCGGCAAGGUCGACAUCGUCAUCAACACCGUCGGGAAAGUGCUGAAGAAGCCUCUGGCCGAGAUCUCGGAGAAGGAAUACGACGAAAUGUUCGCCGUCAACUCCAAAUCCGCCUUCUUCAUCACCCAAGAAGCCGCCAAACGCGUCAGUCAAGGUGGCAAGAUCAUCAACACGGUCACCAGUCUGCUGGCCGCCUACACACCGCUGUACUCGAGCUAUCAGGGAUCGAAAGCUCCGGUUGAGUAUUUCACCAAAGGUUUGAGUAAAGAGUUGAUGCCCAAGAGCAUCAGCGUCAACGCUGUGGCCCCUGGACCCAUGGAUACUCCCUUCUUCUAUGGCCAGGAAACUCCCGAAGCAGUGGCAUUCCACAAGUCCAAUGCCAUCGAUGGACGAUUGACUCUUGUGACCGAUAUUGCGCCCAUCUACAAAUUCCUUUGCACAGAAGGUGCAUGGAUCAAUGGCCAAACCCUCUUUGCCAACGGAGGAUACACGAGCCGUUAAGAGGUUGAUCAUUCAUGCAGGAAAAGGUGCUCAACGAGACGAUGAACCUGUCAGGAUUUCUCAGCCAGCCUUUAGAUUCAACCCUGUUGUUCGGGGGCAUCGACUCUAGCAUGGACGAUAUUCGUUGGGGUUUUGGAUGCAUAUGCGGCAAUUCUCCUUGAGAAACACUUGGUGAUUUUGCCUGACCUCGAACCAUUCUAGUUGAUAUUUUUCUGUGAGGGAAUGCGAUCCAUGUUUUACAUACCAUGUACUCUGUGAUUUUCCUCCUUAUGUGAAAGGAAAAUUGUUUUUAAAUCAACUCGAUUCGAGAUUCUCUGGUAAAUAUUGCUGACGAGGGGCCAAGACAAAAAAGUCUUGACCGGGAGAUACUUACGUA